AGGCCUGUUGGUCCACGGUCGCCCAAAUCAUUUUGGCCAAUCAGAACACUGAUCUUGAAUCAGGGGAGAGGAUAGGCUAUAGUGAAGAACAUGUCUGGUGCAGCAGCGAUGUUCGUGUUCUUAUUGCCGGGGAUUCCAAUGUCCAUCGUUUGAAGUCUGCAUGUCCUCCAAAUGCAAGGAUUGACUUUCUGCCCGUAUCUGGUGCAAAGUAUGUGUCUGACCGGAAGGGCUUUAGAAAGCUGCUGCAUCAAGAGCUGAUGUCAGGUUGUUACGACAUAUUGUACCUGCAUCUUGGCUCUAACGAUGUUUGCUGCAAGGAUAGCAAUUUCUACCGUUGUGUGACUGAGAUCCUUGAUGUUGUAUUCAGUGUGUGCACUGAAAUACACGUGGUGCUUUGCGUGAUUCUUCCACGUGAUUUUGAUGUGAGAAUGUUUCCCCGAUGGCCACUCUCAGGGGCACAGUUGAGGAACUACUGCCAGUGGAUAAGGAGCGCAAACAGCAUGCUGUGGGAACUGAGUCACCAUGUGCCUUCUGUGAGAUACAUGGACUAUGCAGCAACUAAACAGAAGUCCCUGUACUUGUCCCAUGAUGGACUACAUCUGAGUGCUGAAGGGGCUAGGAGGUGUUUAGCAUCCAUACAUGACGACCUGCCAAACCAGCUGUGUGUGGAGGCUGCUGUUCAAGAUCCUACAGAAUGGCCAGCUCUCUCAGCCACGGAAGUACCGGUUCAGGAGCAUGACAGCACCAUAGCACUCUUUUCGGAAAUUGUGCAGACUGGAGCUCAACCAGAGAUUCAAGACAAGGUGGAUGCAAGUGAAGUACCAGUUCCCAGGGACAUUAAGCCUCAGACACAUAAAAUAACGGUUGUCACAGCCAGAGCUAAGAGGUCUGCAACCAGAAAUGUCAAAAGAUAUGGAAAGAAGUCAACUUUGGUGGAUGAGGUUUUGCACUUAUGCCAUGCCUGUACAUGCAUGUGUAAAUUGUUUCAGUUGGCAAAGAAAUGCCACACAAGGUCGUGCUGCAGUGAAUUUGUUUACCUUGACAUUACUGAAGAUGUGGCUGUUUUCCUGCCUGCAUACAAGUUGAAUGGCUUAUGCUUGAAACGCAAGAAGAUGGAAGUCAAGACUGGUAAGGUUAAAAGGGAGAAACCUACCAUGACGAAAAAGAAGAACAAACAGGUCCCUUGCUACAAUUGCCCAAACUGCAGGGUGUGCUGUUCAUCUGAAGAUGCCCUGCUCGACCAUUUUAUAACGAAGCAUUCAUCAUGGAAAGUUGAUAGGCCUGACACACUUUUCAAUCAGGAAGAUGAAAUCAACGUGCCAUCCAACAUCCAUUGCCACCGAGACACUGAAGAGAUGCCCCAACAAGAUGACAACGCCGCAAAUGAAGAUAAAGUCAAUGUGCCAUCCCACUUCUUUUUCCAACGAGACACUGACGAGACGCCCCAACAAGAUGUAGACACUUCACAGCUUCUUCUUAUUCUUUCAAAUGACGUUGAACUUAACCCUGGACCGAUAUUCCAGACAAUACCGGUCCCUGUGGAAGCGGUUGGCUCAAGCGAGAAGAUGACGAUAAUUACAGUGAAAAUGGACUGACCAUACACGAAAGACAAAGGACAUUAAAUAUUUACACAAAUUUUGCACCUGUAAAACUAUGUAUUAUUAUGCAAUAAUUGUUUUGUGUUUAUAUCUCAACUGAGCAUAAAGUGCUCAGGGUGAGCUAUUGUGAAUGGUCUUGGUCCGUCAUGGGUCAACAUUUUUUACUUAAACAACAUCUAACCUCUGUGCCAAUCUUAAUGAAACAUGGCACGAGUUUUCUUUCAUGAACCUCUUUCAAAGUUGUUAAAUGAAAUGCAUUCCAUGCAUAAAUCUGGUUGCAAUGGCAACCAAAAGGAAAGCUUAUAUAUUUGGCAUAAAACAUCGUCUGGUUGACCUCCUUUGUGAAUUUCAAAAUAUGCUAUACCCAACUCACAGGCAAAUUUGUCCUUAUUUGCUCAUAGUGAACACUUCUUUUAAAUGGCCAGGAAGAGAGUUCAAGUUUAUAGACAAGAACAACAGUCAGAUAAGCGAUAUAGUGUCAUCAUGGCACCUUUAUAGCUGAAUCAUUUAUGAAAAAUUGUCAAUGAUAUGUUCUGUGACUUGUAUGAUUUGCAGUAUUCAUUUCGCUGUCUUCAUGCACCUUACAAAAGCCAUUUUAUUAUCAGUGUUCCUGAUUCUGUUGUAGCAUUUAUUCUUGAAAUUCGUUAUUUUUCAUAUUUUUCCUAAUUGUUAUGCUCCCGAAAUACAAUUUCGCCGGAGCAUAUAGUUUCCAGUUUGUCCUUCCUCACUAGUUUCCCAUAGCACCUUCAAUUCUUUACCGAUCUCUUUCAUAUUAGGCAUGUAGGUACCUUGCAUGGACCUUAACCUUUUGAUGAGGUCACUGGGGUCAAGGUCACCAAGGCUAAUAAUAGAUUUUUCCGUCACACUUUGUCACAGUUUCUCAUAGCACAUUCAAUACUUUAACGAUCUCUUUCAUAUUUGGCACGUAGGUACCUUGCAUGACCUCUUCCUUUUGAUGAGGUUUGAGGUCACUGGGGUCAAUGUCACCGAGGCUAAUAAUAGAAUUUUUUAAGGUGGUUAUUAACACAUAGAUUGACAUAGCGCAUCAUCGGGGAGCAUCCAUCAGUUUCACUGAUAUUCUUGUUGUAUGUUAUAUACGUGAUCAUAGAUACUGUAAAUUUUGUCUUAUGCGACAUGUUUAUAAUGUAGAAGAUGAGUACCCUGUGUUUAUGCAGUGCCCAUUAUAUAACACAGAUAUGAUUUGUUUAUUCCGCUGUGUUUGAAUGAAAUGGAAACUUUGGUUUGUUCAAUAUGUUAAUGGCCGAUGAAAAUGACAAGCACAUAUUUUUGAUUGCAAAAUGUGUGUAUGUGCAUGCUAAUAUAUAACAACUACGUAAUUAUCAUGCAAAUUAGCUGUCAUUUUAAUUCUGCAUGCUUGUAUUGCAUUGUUUAUUUAUAUCUGAUAAAAAAUACUGAUUCUUAGGUUACUUUAUAAGUAUGUUACUAUUUUGCAUGCUUACAUGUUAUAGGUAGUUAAUUAUAAAGUAAUCCUUGUUUGGGUGGUAUUAUAAUGUAUAGCAGCAUUUGUUCUACGAAAGUGCAUGCGUGUUGCAUCAUAUGACUUUGUUUUCUUUAACUAUUCAGGUUAUUUUAUAUAAUUAUGAAAUUAAACUAUGUAUUAUGGCCCUGUGGCCUGACUGCAAAUAAAUAUUCGUAUUUGUAUACAGUUUUUGUAAUGUGAUGUAUGGUGGUAUCAUGUUGUUUCACUUUUUGAUCAAUAUAACUAUUAUGCAUACAA
This is a messenger RNA of Dreissena polymorpha, 3336 nucleotides long. RefSeq lists its product as uncharacterized. The transcript is spliced from 13 exons. The record is from RefSeq and is a predicted model, not a curated record. The coding region runs from base 258 to 1595 and encodes 445 amino acids. Lineage: Eukaryota; Metazoa; Mollusca; Bivalvia; Myida; Dreissenidae.